AUGGAUCCCGACGACCCAACUUCCGUUAUCUUCACAAAGAUCAGAACUUUAGAACCAGACAACGCUUCCAAAAUCAUUGGCUAUUUUCUGUUGCAAGACAUGGAACAGAGCGAUUUGAUUCGAAUUGCUUUUGGCCCUGACACUCUCAUACAGACUUUCUGUCGAAAAGCUAAAUCCGAUUUGGGUCUCUCCUCCAACGGUUUCUCUUCAAACCCUAUUUCGAGACCCAUCAAUAUCCGUCGUCAGCCAUUUUCUCAGUCAUCUCCAAGGAAUGGGUUUUAUGAGUUCGCGAGAAACCCUAACCCUCUGUCUUCUUCCUUCACUUCGGGAACUCUCAGCAGUAACCCUAACUUCGAUUCUAGCCCAUUUCGUGACGGUUCGUCGCUUUUCGCCUCUUCUUCCGGAGAUUUCGCCGACGAGCAACAACAACAACUGAGUAACCACUUCUCGCUCCUCAACAACGAGGAUCCAUUCGCUAAUUUUCACAAGCGGAGUUACUCUGCUAACGAUGCUUUUCUCGAAUCAGACGAGCAGUGGCUUGGUGGAGCCGGUUAUCGGUUUCCACAGGGCGGUUUAGUUGAUGAUUUCAGUUCCUCUAGUGGUUUUGUGUCGCCGAGUGAGAUGGAUUACGUCUUUUUACAGAGAGAAGAGAUGAUGAUGAUGAAAUUAGCUCGGCAACAGAGAAUUGCUGCUGCUCAAUUCCUCCUCCAAAGGCGGAAUUUGCAAAGACAAGGAUCAGGACAGUUUGGAGAAGAAGGUGGCUAUUAUUAUAGUCAAAGCAGGCAUGAAAGAGAUGAAUCUGUCUCUAGACAGAUUUACUUGACAUUUCCAUCUGAGAGCACCUUCACCGAUGCAGACGUGUCCCAUUAUUUCAGCAAUUUUGGAACUGUGGAAGAUGUGAGGAUUCCAUAUCAGCAGCAACGGAUGUAUGGGUUUGUUACUUUCGCUAAUGCUGAAUCUGUGAGAAUCAUAUUGGCUCGAGGCAACCCUCAUUUCAUCUGUGACUCGCGUGUGCUCGUUAAACCAUACAAGGAGAAAGGAAAAAUCCUUCAAAGCAAGAGGCAACAUCAGCAACUGCAACAGCUGAUAGAGAGAGGGGACUAUUCUCCUUCUUUAAGUCCUUCUGCAAUGGACUCAAGGGAACUAUAUGACUGUCGCUUGGGACCAAGGAUGUUUUCAAGCCACACACAGGAGAUGCUGAGAAGAAAAGCUGAGCAGCAGGCUGAUUUACAACAAGCUAUAAUCGAAGUAGAACUCCAGAGAAGAAGGUUCUUGAAUCUGCAGUUGCCUGACAUGGAGAGUGAUGAGUCUAUUCACCAUCACCAGCGUAGUCUUUCUAUUGGCUCCCCUCCUCAUUUCCCGCCUCGGUUCAAUCAUAGUCUGCUCUUUCAAUCAGAAAACAAUGCUGAAGAAAUCACGGAAGGUGAUAGGGAUACAAGUGAGAAACAUCUUCAGCUAGGAGCAAACAGUAGCGAAGAAUGUGGUUACAGUAACGAUUUUUACAAAAGGCAAGAGACGAGUCUGGAGAAUAGUCUUCCUGAGAGCUUGUUUGGUUCCCCCAAAAAGUCUGACGAAGCCCGCCAAACCGAGUCUGAUACCGAGCAAAGUAAGGAAGCCGCACCAGAUCAAUCAGCCUAG
Microthlaspi erraticum is the source of this 1638-nucleotide messenger RNA. NCBI's taxonomy places the organism in Eukaryota, Viridiplantae, Streptophyta, Magnoliopsida, Brassicales, Brassicaceae. The record is from the annotation of a GenBank genome assembly.